Messenger RNA from Leptosia nina, 528 nucleotides. Lineage: Eukaryota; Metazoa; Arthropoda; Insecta; Lepidoptera; Pieridae. The record is from the annotation of a GenBank genome assembly.
AUGCAAAAAGAAGUUACACCGAAAUACAAAGAAAUGAAGGUCUACCCAGACAGGGAGCUACUAACGUGGGAGAAAUGGAUAGAAAUAAGAGCAGAAGAAACACAGCACUUAGCUCAAAAAACAAAUAGGCCUCCAGCUGAUCUAGCUAUGAAUUUAUUAGAGAAACUACGAGAGGAUAAAGAGAGGAAAAUCGUUUUAGAACACGCGCAAAUUGAGAAAAAGCCAACCGUCCGAGGAUGUCUUUGGGAACAGCCGCAGAGACUGAAGCAAAGCUGUUAUUGUAAACCCGUAUAUGAAGUACAAAGGACGAGAUCCGAACAAGGUCGACCUCGCGUCAUACAGCAUAUAGGAGUACCUAAAAUAAUACAAGAAACAGAAAAGGGCCUAAGUGGUAGCCCUGAGCGAAACCCCUGCGACAGUUUGAAUCACGAGUAUACAAAAUAUAGAGAGAAGAGAGAAAAGGAUCUUAAAGACAAAAUUGAAAAAAUCGACCCACACAGGCAAGUAUCUAUCUAUAUUGAUAAAUAA